Messenger RNA from Trypanosoma cruzi, 2898 nucleotides. RefSeq names its product protein kinase, putative. The coding region runs from base 1 to 2898 and encodes 965 amino acids. The transcript has a single exon. The record is from RefSeq and is a predicted model, not a curated record. Gene Ontology annotation, biological process: protein phosphorylation. Lineage: Eukaryota; Euglenozoa; Kinetoplastea; Trypanosomatida; Trypanosomatidae. Gene Ontology annotation, molecular function: ATP binding; protein kinase activity.
AUGUUGAGUGAUGAAGACUCCGUCCCCAAGGAGAGGCCUGAACCGGACCUCUCGGCCUUUUGCUCCUUAACGGCUUUUUCAACCAUUACUGUAUCAUUUUAUUGUUUUAUUUCCGCCAUUUGCCUGGUGGGCUCUGCCACAUUUGUUAAUGUGUACCACAAACUUUUUAGCGAUGAUGCCGUUCAUGCUGCCGUGGGAUGUGGCGUGAAUGCCACCAGUUGGACAGUAAACCGUGCUCGAAAUGUGCUUAUUGGCGCAUCCAUUACUUUUAUCCUUAUUUACACUAUUUUUGCACUGGCCGCGGUGUGGUACAUUCGGCGCACCUUGAUGGAUCUUGAAAGGUCAAUGUGCCAGCUGUACUGCACCUUUGAUCACCUUAGCAAACUACGCUUGGAGAGUGUACCGCUCUAUGUCAACAAAUACAGUGAUGUGGACGUUAUUACAGAGAAGCAUACUUUUCUUCUUGAGCGCUAUUCCAAUGUGCUUGAGCUUCAGCAGACGGAGGAUUCCAUCAACAACGUUUCAUUGAUUCUCCGGCAGUUUCGGAAAUUGCUUCCCGAUGCCGUGUUUCACAAGAAGAUUGCGGGGGAAUUGAGAGAAUCGAGGGCCGGUGAAAUGGCCAUUUUAAGAACCGUGGGAAACCGGCCAUCUGACCGCCUGGGAACGAUGAUGGUAGCGAAGAUUUCCUCGCUGCUGAGAAGACAGAAUAUUGCUUCGCCUGUCGCCCCAGACGGGAAACAGGGUUUGGCUUGCCCCACUGAAUUUCCAAAGACGUAUUCAUCAGUGUUGCAGGAGGACAUAAAUAACCAUGGGAAAGGCAAGUGUUCCUGUGGAACCCUCAAUAUUGCUGAACUCCAAAAUGGCAUUGAUUUUUGCUUGAAAAAAAGAAUGGUCACAGUUGUGGUUGCUUCCUUGUCUGGACUCGCAGUGUGUAUGGAUGAGGACCUGCAGUAUUUUCAAUACUUUUCACAAGAGUUUCUUUCUGUGUUGACGGACCUCAUUGACAGAAAUAAUGGGACAGUUCUGAAUGCAGCACCUGACAGGGUCACUGCAGUAUGGAAUGCAUUUAGUGCGACGCCGGAUCACGAAAGGGCUGGAAUGCAGUGCGUCUGUGAGGCCAUUUUAGCUCUGGAGUCCCUUCUUGCUAAGGUAUUUAUCCCUAUGGGCCUAGAAUUAACACCAGUCGUGGUGGCAACCUCAGGCUGUGUUUUGGCUGGAACUGUUGGCUCAGAAGACGAACGCGCCAUGGUGGUGCAUGGAAGAUGUGUUUCCCUUGGAGAGGCGUUACCCUCUUUGUUGAUGGCGCAGGGCGUAAAGUAUGCAUGUACAGGAACUUUGUUUGAAAAUUGUUCCGAGUUUUUUACAUGUGUUCCAAUAGAAUAUGUGACUGAUGUGGAUGAGCGUCGACAUGUCAUUUACGAAAUUGUGAACAAGCCCGUCCCUUCUCUUCAGAGAAUUACGGAGGCCUUCAAAAGGUUUCAGGCGGGUGAAUACGACCUUGCAGAGCGCAUGUAUUUGAAGCUCUCCAGGGAGAAUUGUGAGGAUCGGUGGGGUUUGCGAAUGGGCCAGUUAUGCUCGUAUCUUGCGAGGAGUGGAGGGACGUAUCAGCGGCGAGUCCCCCAGUGGCAAAUGUUUCCGGUUGAGGAAACAGAUGACAGCACCGUGACGCAAAGGAACAAAUUGUUUUAUCACUGGAGGAAGCCGGAGGUAACUCCUGUUGAGGAUCAACUUCGAAACGCCAUUCUGAGGAAUUCGGGCACAUGCACAGAAUUAGCGGUGCCCCCCUGUGGAGUCAUUCAACCGCGGCCGAAUUUUUUCGUGAGUGGAGACCACGUUUUAAGUUUCCCUCCGUUGUCAGAAGCACCGAAACCACCUGCCGUUUUCGAUGUGUGUGAUCGACAGGGCAUGACGUUUCGGAUGUCGGACCGUAUUUUGGGCACAGGGGUGAGUGGAAUUGUCUCUAUGGGCUUAUCGCAAACAGGUGCUUUGGUUGCCAUAAAGGCCAUUCAACUGCCCAGAAUAACGCACACCGCAUUCAAUCAAAUGAGCGGUGUUAACCGUCGACGCCUGCGCAGAAAAGGUAUUAACGUUGAUGUAAACGUGGAUGAGGCGUUAGAUACCGUUAUUAAUGAAGUGAGUUUGCUGUCGCGAUUGCGUCAUGCCAACAUUGUUGGAUACAUAUCUUGCGCCAUAUUAAAUGAUAAACUGCUUGUUGUAAUGGAGUUUGCAAGUGGUGGGAGUCUUUACAACAUGCUGCACAAGUUCACAAAGUUUAAGGUCGAUCAGGCAAAACGGUACCUGCGGGAUGUCUUGAAGGGACUUGUGUAUUUGCAUCGGGAAGACAUUGUUCACCGAGACAUUAAACCACAAAAUGUUCUUUUGCUGGAAACAGGUCUGUGUAAGUUGAGUGACUUUGGGACGUCAAAAUGUCUAUUGAAAGCUUGUAACAGCGGCCAGCCGGAGGGAACUCCACCGUACAUCGCCCCUGAAGCUGCACGAGGCAGGGCGGAGAAGGCAUCCGAUAUAUGGAGCUUUGGCAUUAUGAUGGCGCAGAUGUUAAGUGGCAGGCUUCCCUGGUCAAACAUGGAGGAAAUGACACCUCAGACCUUCUGCUACAACGUGGGGCAUAAUGAGAAUUUUGUACCUCAACUAGACGAGCAAAUUUCAGCCCAAGAGAAGGAAAUAAUUAUGCGGUGUUGCAAUCGUGUUCCGUCUAAAAGACCGACCGCAGAGGAGCUAUUGCAAGACCCCUACUUUAGUCAAUCGAAGACGUUUACGAAUGCACACGCACUUGGCUCACUUACAAGCCGUGUUGAUGAGUGCUUUCAACUCUCUUCUUUGAAUGCAUCUCAAUUGAGGCCAAGCAGCGAGCGCCCCUACACCCCCUCGUCUUCGUGA